GGCGUGGGGAGAAGACGCGCCGCAGCCUCCGGCCAGGGACGCGCUCGGGCUGCCAGGCGGGGGCGGCUCCGCGCUGAGCGAAGGGGCCGGGAAGCGCCUGGGGGAGCCGCCGGCGCCGCGCUGCCACCAUUAGCCGGGCGGCGAGAGGAGGAGCCGGGGGAGCCGCCGCCGCGUGUUACUCAACUCACACGUGGAACAGACAACUCUAGAGUGAAAGAUGGAGCAAUUAUCAGAUGAAGAACUUGAUCAUGGUGCAGAAGAAGAUAGUGAUAAGGAAGACCAAGAUCUGGACAAGAUGUUUGGACAAUGGCUUGGAGAGCUGGACAAACUCACACAGAGUUUGGAUACAGACAAGCCCAUGGAGCCAGUAAAGAAAUCCCCUCUUCGCCAAGAAACCAACAUUGCCAAUUUCUCCUAUCGCUUCUCCAUGUACAAUUUGAAUGAAGCCCUGAAUCAGGGGGAGACUGUGGAUCUGGAUGCCCUCAUGGCUGAUCUUUGUUCCAUAGAGCAGGAGCUCAGCAGCAUUGGGUCACAAUCAGCAAAUAGUGCUGCAAUGAAGCGUCUAGCCACAGAAACAAAAGUAGCUCAGAAACCACCUGCUGGUCGACUUUCCUCUAAACACAGCAGUAUAAAAGGAUCGUCCUCUUCAUCUGGUAGGGUAACUAAGCCUUCAAAUGCCAACUUUUCCUUGGAGGACAUUACUGCCCAGUUGGAGAAGGCUUCUUUGAGCAUGGAUGAAGCAGCCCAGCAAUCUGUAAUGGAAGAUGCUAAACCUGUAGUUACUGCUCAGCAUAGGAGGACAGCAUCAGCUGGCACAGUGAGUGAUACUGAAGUGCGCUCUAUCAGUAACUCAUCCCGUUCCAGCAUAACCUCUGCAGCAUCCAGCAUGGACUCCUUGGAUAUUGAUAAAAUGACAAGACCUCAGGAACUGGAUUUGACACAGCAAGGGCAACCCAUUACUGAGCAUAAUGUUUCUGUGGGACAUCCCAUCAAGCAGUCCAAGCGUCACAUUGACUUCACAGAAGAGGAGGCUGAGCUGACUCCUCACUCCUAUUUGGACAGGGAAACAUCCCUUCUUCUGAGAAACAUUGCAGGAAAGCCUUCUCAUUUGCUGACCAAGGAGGAGCAGGCUGCUAAACUGAAAGCUGAGAAGAUCAGGGUUGCUUUGGAAAAGAUUAAAGAGGCACAAGUGAAAAAGCUGGUAAUCAGAGUUCACAUGUCUGAUGAUAGCUCCAAAACUAUGAUGGUGGAUGAGAGACAGACAGUAAGACAAGUACUGGACAAUCUGAUGGACAAAUCCCACUGUGGCUACAGUUUAGACUGGUCACUGGUAGAAACCAUAUCUGAAUUACAAAUGGAAAGAAUCUUCGAGGACCAUGAAAAUUUAGUUGAAAAUCUUCUAAACUGGACCAGAGACAGUCAAAACAAACUUAUAUUUGUGGAACGUAUAGAAAAAUAUGCACUUUUCAAAAAUCCCCAGAACUACCUGCUGGGGAAAAAAGAAACCUCUGAGAUGGCAGACAGAAAUAAAGAAGUGCUGCUGGAGGAAUGUUUUUGUGGCAGUUCUGUAACUGUGCCAGAAAUAGAGGGAGUCCUGUGGCUGAAAGAUGAUGGCAAGAAGUCUUGGAAGAAGCGUUAUUUUCUUUUGCGAGCUUCUGGAAUCUACUAUGUCCCUAAAGGAAAAGCAAAGGUCUCGCGAGAUCUGGUGUGCUUUCUUCAGCUAGAUCAUGUCAAUGUUUACUACGGACAGGACUAUCGGAACAAGUACAAAGCACCUACAGAUUACUGUUUAGUGCUGAAGCACCCUCAGAUUCAGAAGAAGUCUCAGUAUAUCAAAUAUCUCUGCUGUGAUGACGUGAGAACUCUACACCAGUGGAUAAAUGGCAUUCGUAUUGCUAAGUAUGGGAAGCAACUGUAUGUGAACUACCAGGAAGCCCUGAAGAGGACAGAGUCAGCAUAUGACUGGACUUCCUUGUCAAGCUCCAGUAUCAAGUCAGGAUCAAGCUCUUCCAGUUUACCAGAGUCUCAGUCAAAUCACUCUAAUCAAUCUGACAGUGGAGUUUCUGACACCCAACCAACUGGCCAUGUCCGUUCCCAAAGUAUUGUCAGCUCUAUCUUCUCUGAGGCCUGGAAGCGAGGCACUCAGCUGGAAGAGUCCAGCAAGGCCAAAAUGGAGUCUGUGAGCCGACCCUUCACUUCACUUGCACCUGCCAUGUCCCCACAAAUUAAAGUGGCUACCCCAUACACAGCUUCUCAGCCAUCGCCUCCCCUUCCACCACCCCCACCGCCACCACCCCCACCUCCUCCACCCCCUCCUCCGCCACCACCACCGCCUCUUCCCAGCCAGUCUACGCCUUCGACCGGCUCAGCAGCCCCCCUGUUUGUCAAGUACAGCACGAUCACGAGGCUGCAGAAUGCCUCCCAGCAUGCUGGGCCUCUCUUUAAACCUCCCCCCAUCACCCAGCAAAUGCCACCACCCCCAGCGCUGGGAAAACUGCCCAUGCUGGUGGCUCCCCCUCCUCCCCCACCUCCUCCUCCACCUACCCCCGGAUCAGCUAUGGCACAGCUGAAACCAGCCCCCUGUACCCCGUCAGUGCCACCAUUCACCCCACCACCACCCCCUCUCAAAAUCCAUCAGGUUCCACAGAACGUUACUCCAGUGGCUGUGUCAUCACCAUCCCCUCUUCCUCCCCCUGUGCCUGCAGCACCUCCCCCACCAGCCCCUCCUAAACCCCUCCUACCUGUCCCCACGCAGGCAAGUGCAAAGGCAGCAUCGCCCAUCGUGACCAACAUCCCGCCACCCGGGCCCAUUCCCCCUCCUCCUGCAAUAAAAAAGCAGCCAAAUUUCACAGCUUCCCAAGUUCCUCCACCAGCACCUGUUCCUCCAGGGCCUACUCCCCCACCCACCUUACCAAAACAGCAGAGUUUCUCUGUUAAACCUCCCCCAUCCCCUCAGUCUCCUGUGCCAUCUGUUGUGAAGCAGAUAGCCAGUCAGUUUCCACCUCCCCCGACCCCUCCAGCCACAGAGCCUCAGCCUUUAAAGCCUGUCCCAGUAAGUGGGGCACCACAGUCUCCCCCAGCAGUGAAAGCAAAGCCCAAGUGGCAGCCCACCUCUGCUCCAUCUCCUGAUUUUCCUCCUCCUCCACCUGAGAGCAGCUUAGUGUUUCCUCCGCCACCUUCCCCAGCUCCCUCUGCAGCUUCUCCUACCCUGGACAAGGCGGGAUCUCCAGUCAAAAAGGCCAGCAAGACCUCAAGUCCUGGAGGGAAGAAACCACCUCCAACACCUCAACGAAACUCUAGCAUCAAAUCCAGCAGCUCUGCUGAGUAUCAUGAAUCUAAGAGACCUUCGGUGGACAGCCUUGUCAGCAAAUUUGCACAUCCACCAGAGCCUUCAGGAUCUCCUUCCAAGGAGCCUCCACCUCCUCCUGCAGCUCCUCCAAAGCCAGGAAAGCUAAAUCUUUCUGGGGUGAAUCUGCCUAUAGUUCUUCAGCAAGGAGGUAUUUCAGCAAAGGUACCUGCAGUAGGAGUGUCUGGGAAGGAUCCCAUGGUAGAAUUUCCUUCUCCUCCAUCCGAUUCAGACUUUCCACCACCUCCACCAGAAAUAGAUCUGCCUUUACCACCAGUAGAGAUCCCAUCCGUGUUUUCAGGUAGCACCUCUCCAAAAGUUGCUGUUGUUAAUCCGCAGCCUCAGCCCUGGUCUAAAUCAUCAGUGAAAAAAGCCCCUCCGCCCACACGUCCCAAGCGGAAUGACAGCACCCGGCUUACGCAGGCAGAAAUCAUGGAAUCACAGGGGCCGGUCAGUCCACAAGUGCCCACCUCGCCCAAGUCCAGCCUUAGUGUUCAGCCUGGCUUCCUGGCAGACCUAAACAGGACUCUGCAGCGGAAGUCCAUCACUCGGCAUGGCUCUCUCUCUUCUUCCCGUGUGUCCAGAACAGAGCCGACUGCCACGAUGGAUGACAUGGCCUUGCCUCCACCCCCACCGGAACUGCUUGCAGACCAGCAAAAGACUGGCAGCUAUGGAGGCAGUCAUAUAUCAGGCUAUGCAACGUUGCGGAGGGGGCCACCGCCUGCUCCCCCCAAAAGGGAUCAGAACACCAAGCUGUCUAGGGACUGGUAAUCACUAGGUGAACUCUAUUUUGCGUGACUUUCAGUCAGUUCUACAAUCAGCAAAUCUGUACUUUGUGUGGAGAGAGAACAUGUGACUUGUGCGAUAACAUGAGGAAGACGUGGUCUCCCACUGUCACUAAGGGUAACUGUAUGCAUUCCCCUUCAGAACUAGUCCAAAAAGUUGGAGGGUUUGGGUUUGACUAUUUCAAGGGUGUGGAGGGGCAUUGUCCUCUCCCUUGCAAUUUCUUUUAUCCUUCAUAUGGAUUGGACCAAAAAACCUUUCUUACUUUUUUCUGCAUUUAAGAAAAAAAAAGAAUUUUUUUGUAGUGUCUGUCCAUGUGAGAUAAGUUUGUGCAUGUAUUAUAAAUGUAGUUAUAUAAUAGAUUGUGAUAUAUUACGUCGCAGUUAUAGAAGAUAACCAGAAUGUUUUUGUAGCUCUGUAUUUAUUGUUUCAGUCCACUGACGUAUAUAUUACUCGGAAUUGGACUCUAACCAGUCAAACCUUUACAUGAAGAUGAAGAUGUAGGGGGCACUUUAAAUCAAAAAAGCAUCUUUUGGCAGUUUGUGACGGGUAAAUGGUACAGAACUGAAGCAUUCUGUCAGUAUCUGUACAUUUUCAAUUGAUUGAAAAUACAGACACAACAUACCAAAACAUUCUGGUCGUAAUACUACUGAAAAUAAAUACUUUUUUUUUUUUUUUUUUUUUUUUUUUUUUUUUGCUCAAAAUGUAAGUUAUAUAUAAUGGGCUGGAGUGAAAUAUAUUUAUACUAUAAAGAGCCUCCCCCUCCAAAUAGUUGAAAACCACUCACAGCUCCAAGUUCCUUGUCCAUACAGUAAGUGGGAUACAUAUAUAUUAUUCCAAUCCCAUACACAUUCUAAUGUGGUAAGAAGUCUGGUAGCCACAAUUCCUUACUUUGACACACUGGGAGGCUUAACGAUCUGUUAUGUGAUACAUCAUCAGUACAUGUGAAAAUACAGGUAUGUUUCUGUAUUCAGUAAUACUUUCUGCCACAUGCACACACCAUAUAUAGAUGCUCACCUUAUCUGUGCCUGAAGAGAUGAAUUAUCUUUACAAAAAAUGGCUGAGAACCCUUGAGGAAGCAUUGUGUGUAAUUUGCCAGCUGUGAGCUAGAAGCUUUCAUUUGGGGAGGGAGGGAUGGGAGUGGUAAUUUCGGUCCACAAAUAGCUGGGAACCUGUUUUCUUUGACCUUUUGAGACGGCAACAAAUGCAUAAGCCUAUUAAUUAACAAAUUGCACUUCUGGCAGUCAUGGAAGAUGACUGAAAAAAUAUAUAAUUUGGGAGCUGAUAAAAUCUGUUAGGAAUCCAGUUACAUCAUCAGGGGCCUUAUUAGGUGGAAAUAGAAUACUUUAUUUGAUUUGUUAUUUAUUUAUUGCUGAUUACAACCGUAAGAUCAAAAUAAUAGAAUCCUUUUUCUUGUAAUCUGCUAGUUUUUGAUUGUGCAGUCUUACCUGGGUAUCGGACAUUGUGAUAUGAUAGUAUAGUUAGUAUAAGCGAUCUUGCAUCUCGUGUAUGUGCAGUACAGUGUAUGUUGUAAAAUAACUCCAAUAUUAGCGCUGUACCUUAACAUGCUCGUUUGUGUGAAUUUCCCUGAUCACUAAAGGGACACUAUCAAGAUUGGGGUGGUCAGAUUUUUUUUUUUUCCUUCAAAAAUAAAUUCUAAAUGCUCUUACUUUUUUUUCUAAAACAAGAAACCAAGAAAGCAGCCCAGAAAUCACAAGCAAUGCUACGAUAGAUCACGUGCGUUGAUAAAGUAGAAACUAAUAUUUGAUCAGAGAGAAUAUUUGCCAUUUGGGCUUGUCAAUGUGAGAAGCAUCGUUACAGCGUUCCCCCUUUUUAAAAGUAUAAUAAUAAUCCACGUGAGGAAACGAGUGUUUGAUUAGGAAAAAAUGAGCGGUGCUGUCUCUGCUGACUUGUUUCAUAUGAUUUUGAAUCUGCUUCAGCACCUCCAGGAAAUCGUUGUAAUAUUUUAGAGUAGUUUAUUUGAGCAAUAAGAAUAUACCAUUGUGUGCAUUUUUAAAGCACUGCUGUGGAAAGGCACUUUUUUGUAUCUUUCAAACUGUUCACAAAAGUUUUAUUUCUACUAUUUUUGUGCUUAUAAAGUGUCCUUAAAAGCAUUGGCAUUGUUGAUUUUAAGCAUGCUCAGUUAGUUGAUUAGUGUCUUAGUAACAAGAUGGUUGAACUAUGCUACAAGUAAUGGGUGCUGUAAUUUUCUACAUUGUUCCUGAUGCUGCUUGUACUGUAUGCUGGCCCUCGAUCUCGCGCCUUCCAGUGGAGUUACAGGUGCACAGAUAGGAAUUCUAGCCUCGUCGUUUUUAUUGAUAAGUUUACCUACUGAUCACUGCCAGCAUGCACCCAUGUUCUCUGGGAGCUAAAUCCGUUAGUUGAUUCUUUUAUCUUCAUCCUCCUCCCCUCCCCCAUAACUCCACUGGUGCAUGUCAGCCCUAUCAUUCUCCCUUUUAUUCAUUUGAUGUAGGUGCCUCUGGGAUCUGCACUUGUUCGUAAUUAUGGCAGAGGAAUGUCUUAAAUGCAAUUUCUUCAAAGGCAGAUGAGAAUUGUUCUCUGUUUCCUAUGAUCAGGUUCAUUUGUCUAAUAUUUGUUUCCCAUGGGAUCUUGAAUGUGUGCUCACUAAUACAGGCCACUGAACAGUUUGCUGGAAGUCAGAAAACAGAACUCCAUAUUGGCAGCAAAAAGAGUGAGUGGAACAGGAACUCAAUCUUUUUGUUAUUUGUUAGCUUUGGGCAAUCCGACAACCUUUUGUGUCUUUGAAGAAAUGUUAACGCAGUGAAUGUCCACAGUUCCCAUGUAUUUUAUUUCUGUACCUGCAUGAGUUAUAUAAACCAAAAGAUGCAGUGCUCUUUUAAAAUAGGGUCCCUGCAGGGGGGGGGGGAGGGUUGAAGCUUCUCCUUGAGUUCUGGUUUUCCCACCUCUUAUUUUUUAGCGUUUGUGUUCUUGUCAAAACUCUUCUUCAAGGUACUGUAGUCUUUGCUAGUGUCUGUCCCCAGUCCAGUGUUGGUACAAGCUAAGUCGUAAAAACUGGCUGCAAUGCUCUCAACGAAGUGUACUGAAACUAGACCACAGGGUGGCAAAAAUUAAAUAACCUGCUUGCCAUUGCAAACCUUGAGAAUCCUGAUGGCAACUGCUUUUCCAGCUUAUUUGCUGUUCUGUUCUAGUAUUCAAAUGUAUAAGCCUUGUUUGCAAGUAAUUUUCUCCCUGCUCAUUGAUUUGGAAAUUGCCUCAUUUCUUCCCUCUCUUUUAACCUCUUUGCUUCCUCUCUCUCUCUCGUAGUGAGAAAGUAGUUUCUGCAAAGAAUAUUGACCAUAAAUUGGAUUUAGUCAGCAUAGCACCUUGGAGCUGACCAGCCAUACUUUAGACCAACGGAGCAGACGGUUUGAUCCCAUAUUAUUAACAAAAUACAGGUGUAGUUUAAAUUACUUUUAAACAAAUAUUUGCCACUUGCUAGGACCUCCACUCAGAGUGCUUUUUUUCUCUUGCAAGAGCAGCUGAUCCCAGAGCUGCAUUCCUUAGCCUGUUGUGAUGUUCUCUAUACCUAUUUUCCCAUCUGGAAAAUGGGGAUAACUCCGAUCUACCUCACUGGGGUGUUGUGGGGAUUAAUUAAUGUUUGAAUAUGUAAAACAGUAUUUUCACAAGUCUUGUAGGAGAAACACAAGCCCUACGAUAGAUCCUAGUAUGGAAGCACAAGAGAAAAUGACAUCCAUGUAAGAAAAUGUGACUAUUCUAGUCAGCCUGUGUACAUUGUCAAUGAUUUAGAAUCUGAAGCUUUUUAUUUAAAAAACAUUUUUUCACCUUUAAUCAGGAAACACUGAUGGGUCUGCAAGGUGCUUGGAGUUGCAGGUGCCUGAGGGACUAGAAUUGAUGUGAGAAUAAAAGGAGUGUGUUUUUCAGAGCACUUUGCUAAACAUAAGCCAGCCAAGACAGGAGAGAGGUGCUUUCAAUACAGCAAGGCCAGGCAGUGAUGCUUUAGGUUAGCUGACUGAUGCCAGUACUGAAAAAUACAAACUAGGCAGGAAGAAAUCGCUGAGUGAAGGAGGUAGAGUGACAUGAACACAUAACACAGUCACAGGCCACUAGAUUUCUCUUAUGUUUGGGACAAGGUGGAACUCUGGGGCUAAAUGGCAAGUCUGAGGCAUCAGAAUAAGUAUUGUGAGAAUUGAUGAGGUCAGAGAGUAAGUGGGGGAAAGAGAAGAGGACUAGGGAACAGCUCUGUAAAACGAGCAAUAGGAAGAACUGGAGCCAAGUUUGGUUAUCCCUUCUAAUGUCUGAGCAAGUAGCAACCACUAGUUGCUAAGUGCCACAGCCUAGUAGAAGGGGGCAGAAUUCAUUCAAUCCAAACAUCUUCAGUCAGAAGAAAGUAAAAAGCAAAGCCAAGUGUGUACUGAAACAGAAACAGUGGAGGACCAGAAACCAGGGAGCCACUUCAGGGUAAAUUACGAUGACUCCAAAACACAGAGUUGGCCCAUCCCAGUGCUCACCUGGGAGAAAGUUAUCCUGGUGCUGCUUCUCCUUGGGAGCACCUGUGACCAUCCAGCUAAAGGGGCAUUUCUGCCUCCGUUUUAAUUGCAGCAGGAGCCAUAGUUAGUCCUGUGGUAUAUUUUGCUGGGACUCAGUUCCUUUAGAAAGACCAACCAGGCUUAAUUUCAUAGACUGUCAAUUAAUUACAAAAAGUACUUUUAACAUGUAGUUGAUCACCUCUGAAUAAAGAUCAUAAGUUAUUGUGUGAGUGAUUGAAAUGCAGGUGUUUUAAAAUAGCUUAGUGUGGAAGUACACACUUUCCAGGAUGAGUUUAUAUGUAAAUUGGAGGAAUAGCUGACGUGUUUUGCUGAUGUCCUCUAGCAAGUAGGAGCACAUUGCCCUUUAACAUGAAAGUGGAGAGCAUUGAUCAUCCAAACACAAGCGCGGUGUCCUUGGUAAUGUUGUGCUUGUAAAACACUGUUGUUUUGUCACGGAUGGACAUUUGAGCUCUGAAUGUAGCAAAUAUGUCAACUUACUGCACUGAAUAUGUGCAGGUCUGCAAAGCUAGAGAGCACCUCCAUAAUGUGCCCAGAGAGAACGAUCUCUGUUUGUAGCGCAGCGCAGAAAAAAGCAGACUGUCCACUAGGUUCAGAACAGAGAAAAAGGAAUGUAAACAGUUCUCAGCCAAGUGUAGUUUUGAAAUGACUUUAGUGUCUAGAGCUUGGAUGUUCUAGCAUUGCACAGUAAGAAGCUAUUUUCAUCUUUUUACCUCAGUGCCCAGGGGUUAAAUUCAAUCCAAGAACAGUCAUCCUCAGUCUGGGUUGAAACUAUUUUCUUCCAUUAGAAGAGAAGUGAAAGUGCAGGUUCAGCACUAGAAGGAAAAAAUGAUUUUUUCCACUUGUUACAGAAAACUGUGAAGAGCCCUAUUACAUUAGCGGGCGACAAGGUGAAAUUGUUUUUCAUGCAGCUUAAGCUGACACUAUCUUGUUAGUUUGUUUUUUAUACAGCCCUAACAUAUAGGAAUCUAAAUGACUAUUGCGUGAUACAACCACUCCAUCCAGAAUACCUCCACUGAAAUCAAUGCCGUUGCUCUGGAUUUGCAAUGGGGUGACUCAGAACAGAAUGUUUUAUAUUUGUAGGCUCUUGUUCAAACAGGCAUUAAUUCAGGGACGUCUUAGGGCCCAUGCUAUGCAGGAGGUCAGACUAGCUGAUCACCAUGGUAUGUUCCGUGGUAGAUGAGUAUCAGCUUGCAGGGUUGGUUUUAUAGGGAAGAAGUCUGUUGGUCCUUGAUGGAGCAAAACUCCCAUUUGAGCUGGAGUUCUGUGUGAAAUUGGCCAUAAUACGUUCCAGUCUAGCUAUUAGCGCUACUGAAAAUUAAAUCCAAGAACACUAGUUUAUAAAUUUGCAUUGGAGUUGUUGCAACUCACUCUAAAUCUUUUUUGCAACUUCACAAAUGUUCAGCAUGCAGGUUUUCCUUUUCCAUAAAACUGAAUUUGCUGAAAUCUCAGCUAUUCAAAGUUUUGACACUAUGAAUUCUAAUUCAACAGCCAGCCAUAACCUGAGAUAAAGACCCAAAUAAUCUGUCCAUUUUUUUUCUUCUUUGAAGGGUACAUGUUAGUAAUUUAGGCAGUGUUCCUCUACUGUUACUAAUACUCUAGCAUAUUAACAUUGAAAUGAUUUUAAAUAGUUUACGUCGCUUUUUAUUUUAUUUGGGGGGGGGGGGCGAUUUCCCUCAGGCUGGACAGUGAAAAUAGUCUCAUAUACUUCUCUUUAGACUCAUUUUCAGUUCCUGGUUCUCUCAGAUUAGGAGGAUGCUGUAGAGCAGAUGGGUGGCAAACACUUCAGGGGAAAUGUUAUUUCUGUUUCCUUUGAAAUGUUUAAGCCCUGAAGAUUCCUGUCUGUAAAGCUUUUAUUUAUAACAUCGGCAUUCUUGUUGUAAAGUGACUUGCCAUUUCCCUUUCAAGUCUCUUCAUUUGGGGGCAGGGGGAGAACCAGCAAAGCAUUCCGAUACCAAGUUGUGGUGCUGAGAGCAAAGGGUUCUGCUGAUGGUUACAUCUCAUGAAUUACAAUCUUAGUUAAGCUUUGAAGAGAAAAUAAGUACGGUAUUUAGUACUUUCUUCCUUGUAUAUUUAAAUAAAAAAACACCACAGAGAAUGGAGCCAGUAAUGGUCCACCUGGAUUCACACAGGCCCUAAUUCUGGGGUUGGAGGUGGAGUGAAUGGAUGUUGUGGGUGUUUAGCACCUAUCAGGCCUGUGUAUGGCGCUUGAGAGGAGAUGCAGCUGGGCAGAAAGACUGUCACUUACCCACACACACAUUCCUGCCUUGCUUUGGGGGGGUGCAGUACCAGAAUAACUAAUGAAUGACUUGCAAAUAGUGUUCCUGAAAUAAGGAACUACUAGUAUAAAAUUUAAAACCCCUUUUUGGGACUACAAUCUCAGCGGCAUGGUGGAUGCAACAGUGCUUCUGCCAGGUGUUUUAAGUCCUGAGUAUACUUUCAGAAGGCAUGAGAAUUGACCUUGUCCUCUACCAUGAGUCUUUUAUCCACCACUGCCCUAGCUGCACUUCUUUGUGAUUACACUGCUGUCUACCAAAGAUGUAGCCGUUAUCUGCUUUCUUGGUUCUUGAGAAUGAGCAUGUUGGAGUUGGGGUGCAGCGAAAUUAAAGAGGUCAGCAGGUGCCAAUGUACAGCAUGAAGAGCUAAGGCAGGUAUUUUGCAAGAGGUGGCAGCUUGUGGCCCUGUGGAGUAGAUGCUGUUGCACAUUUGUAGUGUAAUAAUUAUCUAGACCAGUAGUUUUCAACCUUUCUUCAUUUGCGGACCCCUGAAAAACUUCAAAUGUAGGUGCGAACCCCUCUGGAAAUUCAACCUCUGGUCCACACGCCCCUGACAUAGACGUCAAACUGGAAACUGACUGAAAAGAAUUCAGUCAAUGUUGCAUGUGCAAGACACAGCAUUUGACAGUGUGAGAAAGGGCGCAAAACUGUGGGCUUCAACACUUCUGGGGUUUGACUGUAGGGGAGGUAUGGGGUUGGUUUUCCUGUCUGCUUCUUCAUAAGUUGUAACUCUUGUCUGUUGAACUGCCACGGAACAAGCAUUAACUGGAACAUCACUGCUUGUUUCACGGCUUACACUAACUGUUAGCAGCCACUGAUGGUGUCCUUUAUAAUAGUGGAGAUGCACAUGUAAGAAGAUAUUACAAUGAUUUGUCUGUGCAGCAAGCGUGUGCUGUAAAUACAUUCAUAUGUUUACUGCUUUAAAAAAAAUUGCACAUUUUAUCUUUGAAUGGGACUGCUCCCCCUCCCCUCUCGCAAAACAAAAAACAAGGCUCUUUUAAACUCUUGACAAUUUCAGGCUGGGGGGAGCUUUGCCAUGUUAUAAAUAUAUAUAAAUAUAUGUAUAAAUAUACUUUUUUAAGCAUGGGAGAGGACAAAAGAAAUACUGCAUUAUAAAGUACCCACUAUAGCUCAUUAUACAAUAGAAUAUGCACAAUUCAAUAAAGAUGUAGUUAAAUUUAA
This is a messenger RNA of Malaclemys terrapin pileata, 12113 nucleotides long. RefSeq names its product Ras association (RalGDS/AF-6) and pleckstrin homology domains 1 (gene RAPH1). NCBI's taxonomy places the organism in Eukaryota, Metazoa, Chordata, Testudines, Emydidae. Bases 218 to 4117 code for a protein of 1299 amino acids. The transcript is spliced from 17 exons. Gene Ontology annotation, biological process: signal transduction. The record is from RefSeq and is a predicted model, not a curated record. Gene Ontology annotation, cellular component: plasma membrane; cytosol.